Molecule: messenger RNA, 321 nt
Organism: Balaenoptera ricei (Rice's whale)
Lineage: Eukaryota; Metazoa; Chordata; Mammalia; Artiodactyla; Balaenopteridae
Gene: XG
Product: Xg glycoprotein (Xg blood group)
Biological process (GO): positive regulation of neutrophil extravasation; homotypic cell-cell adhesion; T cell extravasation
Source: RefSeq, a predicted model, not a curated record
AUGCCGCUGCACAUCAGGGCUGCUGUAGGCUGCCCAGGUUUCCUGAGCGACAGGGACCUCGAGGACGGCUGCUACCCGCCCGGACCCAGGCCGCCCGCAGGAGGCGGCGGCAGCUACCACCCCCAUCAUGACGGCCACGGAAACAUGCUGGGCGGAGACAGCUAUCCCUCGUUCGGCAACCCACAAGGCAACGUGAUAGCAAAACUCGUGUCUCCUAUCGUGUCCGUGGUGGUGGUGACCCUGACCCUGGGAGCGGCCAGCUAUUUCCAGUACAACAGGAGGAGGAAUUGCUUCAGGACAAACGAACCAGAAAACAUCUGA